GUGCGGGGAACCCUUGCCCCAACAGGGACAGCGCCUGCGCCCCACGCCGCAGCGGUGUGAAUUAUUGAGGCGGGUAGGAGCAUCGCCCCGGCCUUCCUCUGCCUCUUCCUCGUCCCCUUGGGCCGGUGCCAGCGGGUGGGACGGCUCCGGUUUCUGCCAAGUCACGGCGGGGCGCGGGGACCUUGGUGGCGUCACGUGGGCGCCGGGCGGCCCUUAAGGCGCGCGGGCAGCGGGCGGGCGGGCAGCAGAUCCGGAGCGCACCCGCAGCCAUGAGCGUCCCCAUCGCCAAGUCCUUCUACGACCUGAGCGCCACCUCCUUGCAGGGGGAGAAGGUGGACUUCAACGUCUUCCGGGGCCGCGUGGUCCUCAUCGAGAACGUGGCGUCGCUCUGAGGCACCACGGUGCGGGACUACACCCAGCUCAACCAGCUGCAGGCUCGCUACCCGCGGCGGCUGGUGGUGCUGGGCUUCCCCUGCAACCAGUUCGGCUACCAGGAGAACGGCACCAACGAGGAGAUCCUCAACUGCCUCAAGCACGUGCGGCCGGGGGGCGGCUUCGAGCCCAACUUCACCCUGUUCCAGAAGUGCCAGGUGAACGGGCAGGACACCCACCCCGUCUUUGCCUACCUGAAAGCCCACCUGCCCGCCCCGGUGGACGAGCCUGACCACCUGAUGACCGAGCCCCGCUUCGUGGUGUGGAGCCCCGUGCGGCGCUCCGACAUCUCCUGGAACUUCGAGAAGUUCCUGGUGGGCCCCGAGGGGGAACCUUUCCGCCGCUACAGCCCCCGCCUGCCCACCGCCCAGCUGGAGCCCGACAUCCAGCGCCUCCUCAAGCUGGCCAAGUAGGGCUGUCCCCCCCCCCCCGGGGACGGCCCCAGCCCUCCGCCGGGUGACGGCCCCCUCUGAAACCCCCGUGGGGAGGGGGCCCGAUGUGGCGGCGAGCCGGGGCCACCGGGGUGGUGGGCGCCCGGAUGGGAUCGGCUGCAAUAAAGGAGCAGGAAGGAGCG
This is a messenger RNA of Cygnus olor (mute swan), 1006 nucleotides long. RefSeq names its product glutathione peroxidase 2 (gene GPX2). Gene Ontology annotation, biological process: response to oxidative stress. NCBI's taxonomy places the organism in Eukaryota, Metazoa, Chordata, Aves, Anseriformes, Anatidae. The transcript has 2 exons. The record is from RefSeq and is a predicted model, not a curated record. Gene Ontology annotation, molecular function: glutathione peroxidase activity.